Molecule: messenger RNA, 1497 nt
Organism: Carassius auratus (goldfish)
Lineage: Eukaryota; Metazoa; Chordata; Actinopteri; Cypriniformes; Cyprinidae
Gene: ssr1
Product: signal sequence receptor, alpha
Exons: 9
Coding region: 149-1036 (295 amino acids)
Cellular component (GO): endoplasmic reticulum membrane; endoplasmic reticulum
Source: RefSeq, a predicted model, not a curated record
GUGAGACGUCAGCGGUGUCCCGGAUGAGCGCAGGCGUCGUGAGGCGUUUUGUCAGUGUUAACUCGUUCCGUGCGUCAGGCGCGUUUCUCUCGUGUUUAUUGUCGGUUUAUUCUCCGUAUUUUCUCAUUAACUCCUCGCUGUUAGAGUCAUGAGGCUGCUGCAGAAGCUGUUGCUGCUGCUCUUACUGGCGUUUCCCGCCGCCCUCCUGCUGAAGGGGCCGGUUGUUUCUGCACAGGAUGCUACUGAUGAAGAGGAGGCUGUGGAUGAAGAUGGAGCUGAUGAUGUGAUGGCUGAGGAUGAGGAUGAUGAAGCUGAGGUGGAGGAUGAUGAUAACACUGAACUAACGGAAGAAAAGGAGGAAGAGGAGGAAGAAGCUCUGGUGGGAGAGAUGAAGGCUUCACCCAACGCUGACACCACCAUCCUCUUCGUCAAAGGAGAAGAUUUUCCCGCCAACAACAUCGUGAAGUUCCUGCUGGGAUUCACUAAUAAAGGCUCGGAGAUGUUCGUGGUGGAGUCUCUGGACGCUUCGUUCCGUUACCCGCAGGACUUCCAGUUCUACAUCCAGAACUUCACAGCGCUGCAGCUGGGGACCGAGGUUCCUCCUCAGCGUCAGGCCUCCUUCGAGUACUCCUUCAUCCCUGCGGAGCCCAUGGGGGGGCGGCCCUUCGGCCUCGUCAUCAACCUCAACUACAGGGACAGCAGCGGGAACGUGUUCCAGGACGCUGUGUUCAAUCAGACGGUCACCAUCACUGAGAGAGAGGACGGUCUGGACGGAGAGACGAUCUUCUUGUACGUGUUCCUGGCGGGUCUCGGUCUGCUGCUGGUGGUCGGCCUUCAUCAGCUGCUCGAGUCACGCAAGAGGAGACGGCCCGCAGCUAAAGUGGAGAUGGGAACGUCCAGUCACAAUGAUGUGGACAUGAGCUGGAUCCCACAGGAAACACUCAACCAGAUCAUGGCGAGUCGGAGAGAUAAAGCGUCUCCAAGACAGUCUCCACGCAAGAGGACUCAGAAACGCUCGGCCGGAUCAGACGAGUGAGAGACGCACCAUCUUCAUCAUCAUCAUCAUCAUCUGUGUUUACAGUGAGACGGAGUCUGUCCAUCACUGGACGCCAGCAGAGACUGAUACACACACACACACACACACACACACACACACAGGCUGUUUUUUUAAGUGAAAGUGAGCGAGGAGUGAGCGCUCAAUCUUCUGUAGGGUUAGUUUAGUAAUGAGGAGUGUCUGGAUUCUUCUGUGAGGACUGAUGGGACGUGUCCGAGCCUUCAUCACGUCUCUCUGCCGUUUCUUCUCUUCACUCCGUGUCCUGAUGAUGACUGGUUUAAAGGCAGGAGUCUGAUUUAAUUUCUCUGGUUUUCUUCAUGGUUUGCGUGUCUCUGGUCACGCGAGCGCUUCCUUCUGACGGUGUGUUCCUCCUCGGGACGGAGGAAGACUGUCUGCUUUUGUUUUGUUUCUUGAUCAAUCUAAUAAUGUCACGGUAUUGUACA